Messenger RNA from Tetranychus urticae (two-spotted spider mite), 1267 nucleotides. It is a transcript of the gene RFeSP, whose product is annotated as Rieske iron-sulfur protein. Gene Ontology annotation, molecular function: 2 iron, 2 sulfur cluster binding; quinol-cytochrome-c reductase activity. The record is from RefSeq and is a predicted model, not a curated record. Lineage: Eukaryota; Metazoa; Arthropoda; Arachnida; Trombidiformes; Tetranychidae. Gene Ontology annotation, cellular component: membrane.
UUUUAAAGCGCACCUAGUGGUGACUUUGAAAGCUGAAAUUACAUUGAUCUACUUUUAAGUCUAUAUUUAUAAAAUUAAUUUUGAUCAAUUGUAAAUUAUUUUUGUUGUUUUAUUUACUUUUUUCGUCAUGCUUUCAAUAAGUACUCGAUCUGGUAACCUUUCUUCUCUUAUUAAAGCCACAGCACAGGCAGUUAAUGCUAAACCAGCAGGACCGGCUGUGGUUGCUGGCCACGAACAUUACGUUCCAGAAGAUGGGAAAAAGUGGUCUGUCUCAUCGUUAUCCUCUCAAAGCAUUUUGAAGAAAUCUUCCGCUGUAUCCUUAUCUGUCAACGGUAUCAGCCAAAUCAGGUUAGCUCAUACAGACAUCAAGGUUCCUGAUUUCACUGAGGUCCGGAAAAAGGCAACACAAGACCCGACAUCACGAAGUAAAGACACUGCUGACGCUAGAAGGGCUACAACUUAUGGUUUGGCCUCUGGUUUAGCUCUUGGUGGAGCUCUAAUGACAAAGGGAGUUGUUCGUGGUCUAGCUGAAACUUGGUUACCAUCAAAAGAUGUUUUAGCUUUAGCUAAAAUUGAAGUCAACUUGGAUGAAAUUCCUGAAGGCAAAAAUUUAGUCGCAAAAUGGAGAGGAAAGCCCGUAUUCAUCCGUCAUCGUACUCAAGACGAAAUUGAAAAGGCUAAGAAAACUAAUUUGUCUGAACUGAGGGAUCCUCAAGCUGAUGAGGAAAGAACUCAAGAUCCCAAAUGGCUUGUUGUCAUUGGUGUUUGUACUCAUCUUGGAUGUGUACCCAUUUCCAACGCUGGUGAUUUCGGUGGGUAUUAUUGCCCUUGCCAUGGAUCUCAUUACGAUCUAUCUGGAAGAAUAAGGAAGGGCCCUGCUCCAGCGAAUUUAGAGGUACCACAAUACGAGAUCAACGGAAACGUCUUGGUCGUUGGUUAACUUUAAAAAUAGAUUAAUAUUAAUGGAGUUAUUAAAAAUGUAAUUAAUUGAAACUUAAAAAAUAAUAUCUUUAAAAGUUGCAUCAAAAGAGUUAUUAAACAAAACUCUGUGUAUUAAAUAAUGCGAAUAUCAUUUCUUUAUCAACCUGAUCACCCCAAAGAGCAAUAAACUACCCUUUGGAUCAGCCUGAUGUUAAAUAUCUCGAAGAGAGAUAACAAUGAAAUACAAUCAAAAACCUUAAAUCUACUGUAUGAAGUAUUGUAGGGAUUGCAAAAUGUGAUGUCGAAUUAUAAUUGUUACAAUUAAAUAUAUUUAGAAGGCGUAAAA